AGAUCAUAGAUCUAAACAACUUAUUCUACAUCUAAAUUGAUCAAAAUCUGGUAAUUAGUUUAAAUACUGCUCAAACUGCAUUGCUUCGAAAAACUAAAUUUCUUAUAGUGUUGACAAACGAUAGAUAAUAGUCUGGUAUCACCGAGAUCGAGAACUGUUUCGCCAAUUUGGAUUUAAUCUCCAUGUAAAUAACUUGCAAGCUAGAGCAAUGACUGAGGAGUUAAAAGCCUAUCUUAACAAGCUAAUGGGAACAGUGGAGGGUCUCCAUGCUAUAGCUGUGACAGACAGAGAUGGUGUAGUCAUUGUUAAAGUUGCUGGUCAAAUGGCACCUGAUACUGCAUUGCGCCCUCCAUUUUUAUCUGUUUUCGGGGUGAUGACAGAACAGGCUGGUAAAAUGGGAAUGGGGACCAAUAAACGCAUCAUCAAUUUCUAUGACAGAUAUCAGACGAUACAAGUAAAUUAUCACCCAUUGCUGCUUCAUUUUAUUGCAGACACUAAUGCCAACACUGGUCUUAUAUUGGAACUGGAAAAUGAGCUUGAAGAUGUGUUAAAAGAUAUCAGCAAAGUGGUUGGUAUGAUGUAAAGAGAAGACUUAAGUCAUCUGCUGUAAAAUAAACAGACUGUAAAUAAGUGUACUUAUCUACUAUGCUUGAUUUUGAAUGUUCAAUUUGUGAUUACAUUAAUUUAACAUGUGCAUGUUCAUGAAAUUGAUUUUCAUUGUUGUUAGGUAAAUUAUUAAUAAACUGAAAGGGAAAAAAAAA
Molecule: messenger RNA, 761 nt
Organism: Biomphalaria glabrata
Lineage: Eukaryota; Metazoa; Mollusca; Gastropoda; Planorbidae
Product: ragulator complex protein LAMTOR3-A-like
Exons: 6
Coding region: 209-583 (124 amino acids)
Biological process (GO): positive regulation of TOR signaling; cellular response to amino acid stimulus
Cellular component (GO): Ragulator complex
Source: RefSeq, a predicted model, not a curated record